GAAGAUCCCGGGAGCCCCUGGAGUGGAAGUGAGGUGGGGGAGGCGUAUGGGUCGGAGGGGGCGGGGCUGAGAGACCGCAGGUAGACGUGGGCCUGGCUACCCAUCUUGGGUGUGGGAAUAGGGAAGGGUUAAGGGCACCGUCCUGCGGCCUGGUAGAAGGAGGGGGUUACGAGAGGGGACAUAAGGGCUAAGGGUGCCCCUAGUAGGCGGGAGGGGCAGCCUGUGGCGUCCCGGUGGGGGAGCAGGGACGAGGCGGAGGUUCUUCUAGUAUGCGCGUUCACCUGAGUGAGGGGUCGGGCCGAGCAAUCCUGGGGUGGAGCCGGGGGUGGGGCCAGGGGGUGGGACCUGGGGUGAGGCUGGGGGUGAGGCGUUGUCUGCGCCCCGGGGAUCCUCGAGGCCCUUAGACGCCCUGACUCUUCCCAGUCACCUGGGGAUGGCUUCAGUUUGAAUUAAGUGUCUGCUCCUGCUGUAGGGUCCCUUUGGUGGGCGAAGAGACCCAAGAGAGAGGGCAAGAAUGGGUUUCCGUGAUGCUGCUGUGAGGGUAGCCCGCAAGGGGGAGUGGGGACGACUGAGGAUGUUUUUUAGACCUUUUAUUAAAGAAUUUAUAGAAAAAUUCUAAGGAAAGGCCUUACAACUGCAUGCCUUUUGGUCUGAUUCACCAGUUAGUAUUUUGUACGUGUUGUGCCCUUUUCUCUCCUCGUUCCCCACUUCCUCCCCUUCUCCCUCUGUCAGGCUCCUCCCCCCUCCCUUUUCCACCUCCUCCCCCCUCCUCUCUCACAGACACAACGUGUACUGAGCUGAGCCGACCCCUUGGAGGCUAAGGUGGACAACCUCACAGUCCUCUUCUCCAUACCAGGGUCUAGCCUCCUAUUGCCCCAGUCCUCCCAACCAUCCUGUAGAAGUUUCCUUUCCUGGUACAGGGCCACGUAUGUAUUGCUGCUGUUCCUCUGCCCGUUCCUUGAGUCUGUGAGUUCCUGUCCUUUGAGUUCUGUCCUUGAGGCUUUGGGGAAGCUCAGGCCAGUUGUGCAUGAGGUUGCUUGAUUUUCGUGCCGUCUGUGCCCCGGGGUGGAUCCAGAGUUUGUGCUCUUGCCAGGGACCACAGAGGACAGCCGAGAUGUUAAGGAUGAUCCCUUCAUGUGCAUUUUUUUUUCAGUCUAAAGGCACCUUUAGCCCCUUUGUAAUGGGUGAGUAACUAUUGGGUGAUGCCAGGAGACCCUGUGAAUGUCCUGAGUAACAUGAGGUGGGACUGUGGGGAGAGGAGAAGGGGGGCACGGCAGGGCCUGGAGGUAGAGCUGAAGAGUUGGGAGCUAAGCGUGAGCCCUGCUUAGCCCAGUGGGAAAGGGAUUUGCCUGCAGGAGGCCCACAGUGCUUGGAGACCUCUCAGCUCAGCUGCCCACACCCUCCUCCCCCUCCCCCUUGGCUUCCUCUGCAUCCCAGGACCAGGAGGGCCAGGCUCAUAGGAUCAACCUCAGACAUGUCCGUGGGGUGCAGGGGGAGUCUGGGCUCCAAGAAAUUUCCAUCCCCAUCUGAGGCAGAUCCUGAGUGGCCCUGAGAUGUGUGUGUGAUGGGGGAAAGUCUGCUUGGUGAGUGAGCCAAGAGGAACUUGGGCCAUGGGGAAUGGCCUCGCUCAAGGAAUCUGGAGACAGGAAGGAGUUCUGGUGGUCCCUCUGCCUAACAAGGUCAUCCUUGCACCAGCAUGACCGGGUUGUGAGGCUCUGAUGAGAGAAGAUAAGAUCCAUGCAUGAACACAUUAGUGAGUUAUCUUUGGUUACCUUUGUGGAGAUAGGCCCCGCACAGGAUGAUCGUGCCUGUGGUGUCUUAAGAAAACCAAAAUCACUUGCUUAUGUGACCACACAUCUGCCCAUAUACCACACAAAGCCCCACGUAUCCUGUGCCUGUUGGGAUAAAUGUGGUCGUGCCAACUGGCUGGAGCUGGCACACUCCUCUUGCCAGGUGAGGCUCUAGAUUAAAGGCGGAAACAUGGUUAAAAGAGCUAGAGUCUGGAACUGGGAUUGGGAAACUCUGGCCUACAGGCCAACCAGCAGCCCGUUUUUGUAAUGAAGUUGUUUGGGGACACAGGCAGGCCCGUGGCAUGUGGGUGCUCUGGCUGUUUCAGCCAUAAGGCGAAGUUGAGUAGUCUCAACCGAAACCACCUGUCCUGCAUUUGCCAGCCCUGGCCCCUAGCAGAAUUAAUGCAAGAGUGCAUUUAAAAAAAAAAAUUAAGUGUAUUCAUUUUGAGAGAGAGAGAGAGUGUGCUCAAGCAGGGGAGGAGCAGAGAGUCCUAAGCAGGCUCCACACUGUCAGCACAGAUCCCGAUACAGGGUUCACCCUGGGGCUGGAACUCAUGAACCGUGAGAUCAUGACUUGGGUCAAAACCAAGAGUCAGAUGCUUAGCCGACUGAGCCCCGCCGGUGCCCUAAGAGUGCAUUUCUAAUCUUGAGUGCAUUUCUAAUUAAAAAUUCAAAGGAAGCUCCUUAUAAACAAGUUUCUGAAUUCCACAUCUUUUUUAGGAAGAAAAAAAGCACAUUUGACAAUAAGAAACAUUAGAACUUUAUGGUAUAGCAAAAAGAGAGCAUAAAGUGAAAAGCUAAGUCACAGACCACGCUGCUGGCAAGACCAGGCCAGACAGACACCACUUUAAUUAUUUAAUAGAAGGGAGCUGGAAGAAAAUGGCCACUGAAGGAGCGCCUGGGUGGCUCAGUCAGUUGGUUGUCUGACUUCGGCUCAGGUCAUGAUCUCAUGGUUUGUGAGUUUGAGCCCUGCGUCAGACUCCGUGCUGACAGCUCAGAGCCUGGAGCCUGUUUCAGAUUCUGUGUCUCCCUUUCUCUCUGCCCCUUCCCUGCUCGCGCUGUCUCUCUCUCUCCCCCUCUCCCUCUCUCAAAAAUGAAUAAACAUUAAAAAUUUUUUUAACAAUGGCCACUGAAAAGCAGGCAGUUGACUCACAGAGCUAAAGCAGUCCUGAGAAAACCCUGGCAGCAAAAUGAGCGGAUUAUGUAGUCUGAGGGCCCUGGUGCGGGGGUGUGAGGAAGGGCCACCCUGUUGAGCAUUGCCAUAGUGGGUGGCAGGAGUUAGGCUGCCUCCUGUGGGCCGUAGUGGGUCACAGCACAGGCCCAGUGGUCCAGGUAUCCCACUUGUAGGUUUACCUUCCCAAUAUAUCACCACCCCGAUCCUAGGGAUAGUGGCCAAUGAAAAUUCGGCACAGCCAGCAAGGCUCUUGAUGAAAAUAAUUUACAGUCAACAAAUGCUGAGCCAGUCAUUGUCCAGAGACCUGCCAGUGAGUAACCCCUGCUGUCAUGGGGUUUACAUUCCAGUGGGAGAGGCAGGUGGAAGGCAGGGAAGAGGGAGUGAGGAGGUAUGGUUGGGAGGAAUUGAGCAGGCCGUGGAGGGAAGGUCUCCCUGGGGGACCCAUCAGAGCCCAGACCCGGCUGGCACAGAAGAGCCUGCUGUGGGGAGCAGGGCGGGGGGAGGUAGGGGGGUUGUGCUCAGGGAACAGAGGGGAGGACAUGAAGGGAGGGUGGUGGGAAGGGUGGCCUGGCGAGCUCUUUCUUCCUUGAGGGAAAUGGAACUCUGCACUCAGACUAGGCUGUGGGAGAGGACAGCGGCGGGUGCUUCGGUUUCUGCCACCUCUUCUCUUUCCAGCAGCUUCAUUAGAUGUAACUGACACCCCAAAAGAGAUCACCUGUGUAAAGUGUGCAGUUCAGUGAUUUUGCCCAUAUUCACAGUUGUACAGCCAACACCACAGCUGAUUUUAGGACGUUUUCAUCGCUCUGACCCUGACCCCCUCGUCUGCCCCCGGCAGCCACGGAGCUACUUUCCAUCUCUGUGGAUUUGCCGGUCCACGUACAUGGAGUCAGACACCCCCACCGCCCCGAGGUCCUGGGCCACAGGCGCUGGUGAAAUGUCAGAGCGCAUCUUCACUUUCCAUGGAGGAGCUCAUCAAUGCCCGGUCCUGCAUUGCAGAGUUUUCUCUGGAAAAGCAGGACUGCUGAGGAAACGUCCUCACCACAGCUGUGCUCACACACAUUUUCCUAAAUUCCUCAGAUGUGUUCGGAAGAAAACAUGGUUGGUUUCUGUGGUUCAGCCAGGGGGAGCAUUCCCACCGGGUUUGGGUGCCGCUUCUCUUUGGGGGUGUCUCCCUCCCAGCGGGGUCUGAGGGUUUUCUGGUUGUGUGGGGAGAAGUGUAGACCCCACAGAUUCUGAGAGGAGCUGGAGCUCUGUCCCUGGAUGCUCAUAGCCAGUGAGAACAUCGUGGGCCCAAAGCUGGCAGCCAGAGGCCUGGUCCUCCGUGGCCCUGCCGGCUUCUGGCCUUCAGCUUGCUCGGUGUUUGUCAGGGUCACAACCAAGAGAUUUCACCUAAAGACCCCAAAUCUAGCUUCUCCCAAGUGAUGCGUCUGCCCAUCAGGAUCAGCCAGGGGAGGAGAGGAUGCCGACAGGACCUGAACACCACAGUCCCUUCCCUCCCCCGCACCAUCGAUUCCCUACUCCUGGUCAACUUCUGCCUCCCACCUGGUUCUGUGGGUGGGUCAAGCCAGGUCUGCAGUCCUGUGUCAUUCCCAGAAAUAGAUGCUGGUUGUCCACUGAUCUACAUUUGACCCUUGAACAAGGUGAGGGUUAGGGCAUACCCGAAAAUCCAUGUAUAACUUUUGACUUCCCAAACACUUAACUGCCAAUAGUCUGCUGUUGACCAGAAGCCUUACUGAUCACAUAAACAGUUGAUUAACCUGUGUUGUGUAUGUUAUAUAUAUCAUGUACUGUGUUCUUACAAUAAAGUGAGUUAGGGAAAAAGUGUUAAGAAAAUUUUACGGAAGAGAAAAUGCAUUUACAGUAUUUUACUGUAUUUAUAAAGAAAAUGCUCCUUAAAGUGGAACCAUGCAGGUCAAACCCGUAUUGUUCAAGGUUCAGCUGUAUUUUGGAUUUUUAGUUUUCUUAAGAAGAGGAGCAAUCCUGGCACCUAGGCCUCCCAAAUGUGGAAGGAAGUCUGGGAUACACCCAAAUCUGGCAUGGUAUCCCAUGCAUCGAGUAUACGUUGUUGGAAUGAAGUUAGUAACGUUUUAAAAUUUUUAUCUUUGAAAGUGAGAUUGUCCUGUAAGUUUUCUUUAUCCUAAUCGUGACUGAUUUAUUUUUUUUAAUCCUGGUAAUAGCCGUCUUACAAAAUGAGUUGUCACUUCCAACAUUUUAUGUUAAUUUUUAUCUGUACACAUACAAGACCCUGCUGAUACUUAACAAGCAGAUUGCUUGGAAACCUAUGUGGACUCUGGGUGUGGAGGGUGGGACUGAGGAGCUCAUCCAUGUUGGGGUCCGGAUGCCCCACGGCUUGCUUCUCAUUGUCUGUCUGUAGUCAUGUCUGUCUGUCCUGUGCAGGGCUGAGAUCCCAGAGCAUCCUGCCAUCCCUGGUGUCUCUCCCUUGCAGCUGCAGUUACGUGAACUUGCCCUCCACGACAGGUGCCCUAUCCCUGGAUAGUCACAUUUCCCAGUGUAGGUUUGGAAAGAUGUUGCCGCUGGAGAAGGCGUUUGCCAACCCCAGGAGCUCCCCAGCUCCCCCAGAACUGCCCAUGCUAGGAUCAGCAGCUGAGGACCAGCAAGAGGACUCCAGGAGUGGCCUUGGGGAGGUCCCUGCCAACCUUGAGUCCUCCCGCCUGCAUUUCCGGAACUUCAUCUACCAGGAAGCUGUAGGGCCCCACCAGGCCCUGGACCAGCUGUAUGAGCUGUGCCGCCAGUGGCUGCGCCCUGAGGCGCACUCCAAGGAGCAGAUGCUGGAGCUGCUGGUGCUGGAGCAGUUCCUGAGCGCCCUGCCGGACAAAGUACGGUCCUCAGUGGUGGCACAGCAUCCUGAGAACUGCCAGAAGGCAGCCUCUCUGGUGAAGGACCUUGCCGAUGCCCUAGAGGAGCCAGAUGGGUCCGUGAAGACUGGUGAAGACGUGGAGCCCAGUGAGACCCAGGCCGCCCCCAACAUCUCCUGUCCUGCUCCAGACCCUGUGCUUCUGGAACAAGGGUGUGCCGGGGACAAGAAACCCGAACAGCCCAAGCCUGCUAAGGCUGAGCCAAAGAAGUUGACAUUUCCGGAGAUGCCCCUGUACCUGGGGGAAUGGGGCCACCUGGACCCGGCAGAGGAGAACCUGAAGACCUUCCGGAAACUGCUCCUGUGGGGGUACCAGCUCGCCCAGCCUGAUGACACCUGCAGGCUGGAGACAGAGGAGCUUCGGUUGGUUGAAGCUGAACCACCGGAAGGCAGCUUCUCAGGGGAUAGGAGGUGGCAGGAAAGUAAAGAGAGCAUGUGCGAGACGCUGAUGGAGAGGAUCACAAGGGAAAUUCUCGUUUGCCCCUUGACGGGUGCUGCUCCGGAGGAGGAAGAGCAGCCGCAGAAGGUUCUGGAACCUCAGGAGAGGGAACCAAGCCCUGUCCCCAGAGCCCAGAGGCAGUCAGUCAUCCGGGAGCCAGCCCAGGACAGGGGCACAGCAGGGGAGAGCCCUACUGUGCCUGUAGCUCCAGCUGCCCCACGCCAAGGCCUUGGAAGAAAAAGGCCCCACUCGAAGGAUGUGGGCGGGCAGGGCCCUGAGCCUGUCUCCAGCAUGAGCCACCCCCAGCAGCGCCAUGUGAAGGAGCCCGCUGCAUCUGGCCUCGGCGCAGGGUCCCUGGGCGCGAGUUGCUCUGCUGCCGAUGAGCCUGGGCUGUCCCGAGGGAAGCCCUACGCGUGCAGCGAGUGUGGGGAGACCUUUGCGUGGAUCUCACAUUUCAUUGACCAUCUCCGAAGCCACAGUGGCAGGAAGCUGUAUGCGUGCCAGGGCUGCUGGAAGACCUUCCACUUCAGCCUGGCCCUGGCCGAGCAUCAGAAGACCCAUGAGAAGGAGAAAGGCUACGCCCUGGGGUGGGCCCUGGGACCCCACCCUGCUGCGUGUGGUGCCCGUGCUGGCGGGAGGCUCCGUGGGCUCCCGGGGUGUGUGGCAGGUGAUAUUUUCCCUGUGCAGCCUGAGGCUCAGCGAUGAGCUGCUUUGCUGUAGGGUCCCUAGAGGCCAGUCUUGCCUCCCAGGUUUGUGUCCCUAGAGACAGCCUUGCCUGCCCAGGUUUGUGUCCCUAGAGGGCAAUCUUGCCUGCCAGAUUUCCCUAGCAAUGUAUCCGCUGCUUUGAAACCCUUGCGUGGCUUCCUGCAGUAUCUGUGUGGAUGUAAGGCUGUCUGUUCUCUAAAUGAGCUAACGUGGCUAAAGCACUUAGAACCCAGAAGGGCCCACGGGAAGCCCUUGUCUCCUUGUAAACACACCCAUGCAGAUGCCCAUGUGCAAGCACGAGCUAUCCGGUGUGAAAGAAUAUUCCCCUUUCUUCCGUAGCCAUUUUAGCACCACCCACACAUUGGAACAUUUGUCAUUGUGCAAAGUGUAGAGUUGCCUUAAAGUGUGUGAUCCGCCGGCUCUUGCUGAAGUCAGCUUUGUCUCUGUUCCCCUUGUUCAAGCUCCCCAGGGCUUCUGCUCAAGCUGUUUGGUCUUUUCGUAAACACCUGAUAUCAAGUUCACUUCCGAAUCCUCAAUAGCAAAUUGUUUCCUAGUUAAGCACGUGUCUACAUGUGUGGAGUGGCUUUACAAAGAUCACAAAAAUGCGUGGAGCCUGGUAGCGCAGUGCUUUCAAACCAUGCGUCUCAGCCUACUAGUGAAUUGUGAAACCAAAUUAGUGGACGGUCGCCAUCAUUGCAAAUCAGUAGAAUUAAGUAAAAAUUCGUCGUGUAGUAAAGGCAAGUAUUGUUUUGUGAAACUUCUCAGCUAUAUAUCUAAAUAUGAGACCCGGUUGAAUUGUGAAAUCAAAUUAGUGGACGGUCACCAGCAUUGCAAAUCAGUAGAAUUAAGUAAAAAUUCAUCCUCCGGCUGUAAAGGCAAAUACUGUUCUGUGAAAAUUUUCAGCUGUAUAUCUAAACAUGAGACCCGGUUGCAAUGUAAGAUGUAUUUCUUACUCAGGGUGGAGGGUCAUGAUCAAAGCAGGUUGAAAACACUAAUAAGGGUUGAUGAGGUGUAUCUGCCUGGGCAAGUGGAAACUUAAUUCUUUGGGCUACAUAAGGUGAUCUUUUGAUUUUUGCAUUUGAUCUCAGAUUAGAGCAUUGCUUCUGUUGCCUGAGCAUAAACUUAACGCUUCUUGUAGGUUAACUGGUGCCUCUUUCUGUCAUGGUGUUUGAGCAGGCAGUCUGUUGUAAUGAUGCCCGAAUCAUAGAUGCUUAACCUAAUAAAGGAUUUAUUUCUUCACUCA
Molecule: messenger RNA, 8226 nt
Organism: Panthera uncia (snow leopard)
Lineage: Eukaryota; Metazoa; Chordata; Mammalia; Carnivora; Felidae
Gene: ZSCAN18
Product: zinc finger and SCAN domain containing 18
Exons: 6
Coding region: 5289-6983 (564 amino acids)
Source: RefSeq, a predicted model, not a curated record